GCCGCACCGCCCCGCACCGCCCGCUCCCGCUUCCGCCCCGCCUCGGGGCCCGCUCCCCUCCCGCUCGCCAGCGGGUUUCCCGUUCGAGCGAGCCCGUCGGUCCCUGGUGCCCCCAGAGAACGGCCGAGAAAUACGGAGCGCGACGAUCGCGGCAGGAAGCCUGCUGCGGCGCGGUGUGGGGGCCUGGGUGAAGACACGCCAGAUAGUGAAAAAUGCCUAAAAAGAAGACUGGUGCUCGUAAGAAAGCCGAGAACCGUCGUGAACGUGAAAAGCAGAUACGGGCUUCAAGGGCCAACAUAGAUUUGGCCAAACAUCCUUGUAAUGCUUCAAUGGAAUGCGAUAAGUGCCAAAGACGACAGAAGAAUAGAGCUUUUUGCUACUUCUGUAACUCUGUUCAAAAAUUACCCAUUUGUGCACAAUGUGGAAAAACCAAAUGCAUGAUGAAGUCUUCAGACUGUGUUAUAAAACAUGCUGGUGUGUACAGUACUGGACUAGCUAUGGUGGGUGCAAUCUGUGAUUUCUGUGAAGCUUGGGUGUGCCAUGGGAGGAAGUGUCUCAGCACACACGCGUGUAUCUGCCCUCUCGCAGAUGCGGAAUGCACUGAGUGCGAAAGAAGCGUCUGGGACCACGGAGGCAGAAUAUUUGCCUGCUCAUUUUGCCACAAUUUCCUCUGUGAAGAUGAUCAAUUUGAACAUCAAGCCAGCUGCCAAGUUUUGGAAGCAGAGACAUUUAAAUGUGUUUCCUGUAACAGGCUUGGGCAGCACUCAUGCCUGCGUUGUAAGGCUUGUUUUUGUGACGAUCAUGUGCGAAGUAAGGUUUUCAAGCAGGAAAAAGGAAAAGAGCCUCCCUGCCCUAAAUGUGGCCAUGAAACUCAGCAGACAAAGGAUCUGAGCAUGUCAACACGCUCUUUGAAGUUUGGCCGACAGGCUGGAGGUGAAGAAGCAGAUGGAGCUUCUGGUUAUGAUGCCUACUGGAAGAGCCUCUCCUCCAGCAAGGCUGGAGAUGCAGGUGAUCAUGAGGAUGAAUAUGAUGAAUAUGAAGCAGAAGACGACGAUGAAGAUGACAACGAUGAGGGCGGGAAGGACUCUGAUACCGAGACCAUGGAUGUAUUCAGCAACUUGAAUUUAGGAAGGACCUAUGCUAGUGGAUAUGCACAUUAUGAGGAAGCAGAAAAUUAAGUUUAGUAUGCUGGCAAGCUAGAAACACUUGGAAGUAGCUUCACUUGAGUUGUGUACAUGCCAGUAGGAUAGCUCAGUCAAGUACUUAUAUAUCAAAGUUGGAGAGUAAAGAGUGGAAGUCCUGCAGUAAGUCCAAGCGAAGGUGUGGGUUGUUCUUUUUAUAUAAACCAAUACUGGGUUUGGGACUGGGGGAGAAAAAGGGAAUCUUUUUAUUCCCCUCAGGAACAGAACCGGUUUGUCCUUGAGUUACUGAAUAUAAUGGUUCCAUGCCAUUUUCUUGUAUCAAUACAGGAACAUGGGGAAACAGUGCAAUUUGUUUCAAUUUGCUCAUUGGAAGUUAUUUUUUACAAUAAAUUUGGUAACCGAUUUCAUAAAGUUAUUGUAGUGGUGGGUGGGUGACUUUUUUUCAUCUGCACAAUAAAAGUCAACUGCAUUGUCUAA
Apus apus (common swift) is the source of this 1619-nucleotide messenger RNA. RefSeq names its product zinc finger protein 330 (gene NOAZFP). Gene Ontology annotation, cellular component: nucleus. The coding region runs from base 213 to 1178 and encodes 321 amino acids. Gene Ontology annotation, molecular function: zinc ion binding. The transcript has 10 exons. NCBI's taxonomy places the organism in Eukaryota, Metazoa, Chordata, Aves, Apodiformes, Apodidae. The record is from RefSeq and is a predicted model, not a curated record.